GUUGACAAUACAACUCCAGGCAUUGUUGAAGGCCUUGGUGUCAUAGCCCUCGAUGACCUCUAUGAAGAUCAAGUCGUUGCUAUCAUACCAAGAUCAUGUUUAUUAUCAAGACAUACUACGUCAAUAGCUACACACUUGAGAAAGUAUAAGAUAAAGGGUGCCACAGCAACUUCUAUUGCGUUGAUUUAUGAAGCUGCACUGGGGCCUGCAUCAAAGUGGCAUGGAUAUAUCAAGUCUUUACCAUUGACAGUUGAUCUACCUAUUUUAUGGGAUGACGAGUCACUUGCCUUGCUAAAGGGUACUUCGAUAGAGUCGGUCGUUUAUGAGAAUAGGGACACAUUGGAAGAGACAUUCAAGAAGCAUGUCGCUGGUCAACUCACUGCCAAUCAUCCAGACCUCUUCCCAGCGGCAGUCUUUACACUGGAGAAUUUCAAGAGGGCGAGCUGUCUAGUUUCAUCGCGUGCCUUCAACAUUGAUGACUAUCAUGGCGAUGCGAUGGUGCCCCUCGCCGACAUGGUCAAGAAUGACAAGGAAUCAUUGCUGGUGUCAGUUGUUCGCCCUGUAAAGAAGGGCGGCGAAGUAUUCAAUACCUAUGGCGAUCAUGACAACUCGUUGUUGUUGAGCAAGUAUGGAUUCCUCGAGCUGGACAAUCCUUGUGACUUUGUCCGCAUUGAACCAGACCUUGUGGACAAGGUGCUGAGCAGUCGGUGCGGCAUAUCCGAGGCGGUGAUUCAGAAGCGAAUGGCAUUCUACUGUGAGAUGUUUGACGAGGAUACACGCGAGUGUCACGCUGUAGAGCCGAAUGGUACAUGCGACGAAACUCUGAUGUGCGCAGUAUUCAUCGCACUUGCCACAAAGGAGCAGAUGUUGGCGUGGACAAAGAUGAAGCGAUCCAAGCUGGACACAUACUUUGAGCAACUGGACAAGGAUGGAAUGAUCAAGGCCAAUGACAAGGUUGCACCGGCACUCAUGGCCAUUAUUGAAGAACGUUUGAAAUGUCAUGGAGACAAUUUCAACUCUAAUGAUCACUCAACAUCCAUGUCAAUUCUUCAACAACAAAUCGAUCAACUACCAAACAUACCAAAUUCCAGACACAGAAAUGCUCGAUCACUUCAACUAUGUGAACAAAACAUCUUAUACAAAGCUCACAAUCAACUCAAA
Molecule: messenger RNA, 1161 nt
Organism: Acytostelium subglobosum LB1
Lineage: Eukaryota; Evosea; Eumycetozoa; Acytosteliales; Acytosteliaceae
Exons: 3
Biological process (GO): peptidyl-lysine monomethylation
Cellular component (GO): nucleus
Molecular function (GO): protein-lysine N-methyltransferase activity
Source: RefSeq, a predicted model, not a curated record